ACCCAUCUUUCAGAAGAGAGCAACAACAUGGCAAUCAAACUCAGAUCCUUAGUGCAUGGCAUCGUGGCAGCAUACAUAUUGGUGAUAAUAGGCUUACUGGGUAGAGGAGUUGAAGGAGUUGUGCUAUGCAACACAGACACCACCAAACUGAGCUUGUGUCGCCCGGCUGUCACCGGGCCACACCCCCCGCCGCCGACGGAGGCGUGUUGUGCAGUUGGUCGCCAUGCUGAUGUGGCAUGUCUCUGCAAGUACAAGUCGGUGCUUCCUGCACUUGGAAUUGACCCCAAGAAGGCUAUCGCUUUGCCUGCUAAGUGCGGUGCCACCACCCCUCCCCAAUGCAAAGGAAAUUGAAUGAGUUUUACCUCAUAUAUAUUACAAGCAUAGUCUUAUCAUUAGCAUGAGGAGGCAGAACAUCUUCAUUCCAGUUUAAAAGAAUAAAAGUUUGAGGGUUAAUCUUCCCUUUCCUUUAAAUAAAUUAAUAUAAUAUUGUUAAUUAGUUACAUUCCUUUUCUCUUAUAUGUAGUCAGGACAUCAUAUGUAUCCUACUUCUUGUGUUGGGAAGUUUAUGAAGAAAUUUGAUAAAUACUUCGAUGAUCUUGUUAUGCUAUUCACCCAUUAAAUACAAUAAUGUCAAAACGAUUAUUUGCUGUCAUAUUUAUUUUAGCCACAUAUUUUCUGUGUGUUAAUAGAUUGGCAAAUGAGUGUGUCUAGUA
Messenger RNA from Prosopis cineraria, 713 nucleotides. Its product is annotated as putative lipid-transfer protein DIR1. NCBI's taxonomy places the organism in Eukaryota, Viridiplantae, Streptophyta, Magnoliopsida, Fabales, Fabaceae. The coding region runs from base 28 to 351 and encodes 107 amino acids. The record is from RefSeq and is a predicted model, not a curated record. Gene Ontology annotation, molecular function: fatty acid binding. The transcript has 2 exons. Gene Ontology annotation, biological process: systemic acquired resistance.